Molecule: messenger RNA, 5314 nt
Organism: Carassius gibelio (silver crucian carp)
Lineage: Eukaryota; Metazoa; Chordata; Actinopteri; Cypriniformes; Cyprinidae
Product: poly [ADP-ribose] polymerase tankyrase-1
Exons: 27
Coding region: 86-3847 (1253 amino acids)
Molecular function (GO): NAD+ poly-ADP-ribosyltransferase activity; protein binding
Source: RefSeq, a predicted model, not a curated record
UUGCAAGCGGAAGUUUUACUAUGACACUUCCCGGAAGUUCUCCCCAACUGUUUUGGCUGCCAGAGGGGGAUUUGAGUGUGUGAAAAUGGCGACGUCUCGUCGCCCUUCCCAGCAGCAACAACAACAAAACUUAUCCUCCCCACCAAGACCCGACCCCAGUCCCCUCACGCUUCCAGAAUCACCCUCAGACACCGGCGGCUCUGCGGCUGGUGGGAGGCCGGAAAGCAUCGGGGAUCCGGAGAUCACUGCAGAAAUCCCCGCUCCGCUCCUCAGCACCAGCAGCAGCAGCAGCAGCUCCAGCUCCAGCAGCACUAGCUCGCCUACCACCGGCGGGGGCAGUAGUGCGGUCUCCACUCCCGACUCCGGUAGUGCCAGUCCUGGAGACAGCGUCUGCGGCACGAGUGGGGCUUUCAGGGAGCUGUUUGAGGCCUGCAGGAAUGGGGACGUUUCUCGAGUGAAGAAGCUGGUGGAUUCGGCCAAUGUAAACGCAAAGGACAUGGCCGGGCGCAAGUCGACCCCGCUUCACUUCGCUGCAGGUUUUGGAAGGAAAGACGUUGUGGAACAUCUCCUGCAGACGGGGGCAAAUGUGCACGCAAGAGAUGAUGGAGGUUUGAUCCCGCUGCACAACGCCUGUUCCUUUGGUCACGCAGAGGUUGUCAGCUUGUUGCUUUGUCAAGGAGCCGAUCCCAAUGCCAGAGACAACUGGAAUUACACUCCUCUCCAUGAAGCCGCCAUCAAGGGCAAAAUUGACGUAUGCAUCGUUCUGCUCCAGCACAACGCCGAUCCCAACAUCCGCAACACCGACGGCAAGUCUGCCCUGGACCUGGCUGACCCGUCCGCUAAAGCUGUUCUCACCGGCGAAUACAAGAAGGACGAACUCCUGGAAGCUGCGAGGAGCGGAAAUGAAGAGAAGCUCAUGGCCCUGCUCACGCCAUUAAAUGUCAACUGCCAUGCCAGCGACGGUCGUAAGUCUACUCCAUUGCACCUGGCAGCCGGAUACAACCGAGUCAGAAUAGUUCAGCUGUUACUGCAACAUGGCGCUGAUGUUCAUGCUAAAGAUAAAGGUGGUCUUGUUCCUCUACACAACGCCUGCUCAUAUGGACACUAUGAGGUUACAGAGCUAUUGCUAAAGCAUGGGGCGUGUGUUAAUGCCAUGGACCUCUGGCAGUUCACCCCUUUGCAUGAAGCCGCCUCCAAGAAUCGUGUGGAGGUGUGUUCCCUGCUGCUGAGUCACGGAGCCGAUCCCACGCUGGUCAACUGCCACGGGAAGAGCGCGGUAGACAUGGCCCCGACACCAGAACUCAAAGAGAGGCUCACAUACGAGUUUAAGGGCAACUCUCUUCUUCAGGCGGCACGGGAAGCAGACAUGACCAAGGUGAAGAAGACCCUUGCUUUGGAGAUCAUCAACUUCAAGCACCCACAAACCCAUGAGACGGCACUGCACUGUGCUGUCGCCUCACCUCACCCAAAACGAAAACAGGUCACUGAACUGCUGCUACGGAAAGGAGCCAAUGUCAAUGAGAAGAACAAAGACUUCAUGACGGCUCUCCAUGUGGCAGCAGAACGGGCGCACAACGACAUCAUGGAGGUUCUGCAGAAACACGGGGCGAAGAUGAAUGCUGUUGACACGCUGGGUCAGACUGCAUUACACCGGGCGGCUCUGGCUGGACACUUGCAGACAUGCAGGCUACUUUUGAGUUAUGGAGCCGACCCCGCCAUCGUCUCCCUGCAGGGCUUCACUGCUGCACAGAUGGGCAAUGAAGCUGUACAGCAGAUCCUAAAUGAAAACAUUCCAGUGAGGAACUCAGAUGUGGAUUAUAGACUCUUAGAAGCAGCCAAAGCAGGAGACCUGGACACUGUGAAGCAACUUUGCUCCCCUCAGAAUGUGAACUGUCGAGACCUGGAGGGCCGUCACUCCACACCGCUACACUUUGCCGCCGGCUACAACCGCGUGGCUGUGGUUGAGUAUCUCCUGCACCACGGCGCUGACGUCCACGCUAAAGACAAAGGAGGUCUGGUGCCGCUGCAUAACGCCUGCUCGUACGGCCAUUACGAAGUGGCGGAGCUGCUGGUCAGACACGGAGCGUCCGUCAACGUGGCUGACCUGUGGAAGUUCACUCCGCUGCACGAGGCUGCAGCCAAGGGCAAAUACGAGAUCUGUAAACUGCUUCUGAAGCAUGGAGCAGACCCCACCAAGAAGAAUCGGGAUGGAAACACGCCAUUGGACAUGGUGAAGGAGGGAGACACGGAUAUCCAGGACUUGCUGAGAGGAGAUGCUGCGCUUUUGGAUGCCGCCAAAAAAGGCUGCCUGGCCCGGGUCCAGAAACUGUGCUGCUUGGAGAACAUCAACUGUAGAGACACACAGGGACGCAACUCGACUCCGCUGCACCUGGCAGCUGGCUACAACAAUCUGGAGGUAGCAGAGUAUUUACUUGAGCACGGGGCGGACGUCAAUGCCCAGGACAAAGGUGGCCUUAUUCCCCUCCACAACGCGGCCUCGUACGGGCAUGUGGACAUCGCGGCCCUGCUGAUCAAGUUUAACACCUGUGUAAAUGCCACUGAUAAAUGGGCCUUCACACCCCUCCAUGAAGCUGCGCAGAAGGGCCGCACGCAGCUCUGCGCUCUGCUGCUAGCCCACGGGGCCGACCCCACCAUGAAGAACCAGGAGGGCCAGACGCCGCUGGACUUGGCGACGGCUGAUGAUAUCCGGGCACUGCUGAUUGAUGCCAUGCCCCCUGAAGCAUUGCCUAGUUGUUUCAAGCCCCAGGCUACAGUGGUCAGUGCCUCUGUCAUCUCUCCAACAUCCACCCCUUCCUGUCUGUCUGCCGCUAGCAGCAUAGACAAUCUGGCCGGGCCCCUGGCAGAGCUAGCUGUACCUGGAGCCUCAGGCCCUGCUGACGGAGCCACUGGAUCAGAGAGGAAGGAGGGAGAAAUUACAAUUCUGGAUAUGAACAUCAGUCAGUUCCUGAAGAGUUUGGGUUUGGAGCAUUUGCGGGAUAUUUUUGAGCGGGAACAGAUUACACUGGAUGUGCUGGCUGACAUGGGGCACGAGGAGCUCAAGGAGAUUGGGAUCAAUGCGUACGGCCACAGACACAAACUCAUCAAAGGCAUUGAGAGGCUGCUGGGCGGUCAACAAGGUGCCAACCCAUACCUGACGUUCCACUGUGCGAGUCAGGGCACGGUGCUGAUCGACCUGGCCCCUGAUGACAAAGAGUUUCAGUCAGUAGAGGAGGAGCUGCAAAGUACGAUCAGAGAGCACAGGGAUGGUGGCAAUGCUGGGGGUGUUUUCAGCAGAUAUAACAUCCUGAAGAUUCAAAAGGUGGUGAACAAGAAGCUGAGGGAGCGAUACGCACACAGGCAGAAGGAAAUCACAGACGAGAACCACAACCACCACAACGAGCGCAUGCUCUUUCACGGGUCACCGUUCAUCAACGCCAUCAUUCAUAAAGGGUUUGAUGAGAGGCACGCUUACAUAGGGGGGAUGUUUGGAGCAGGGAUUUACUUUGCAGAGAACUCCUCUAAAAGCAACCAGUAUGUGUACGGCAUCGGAGGAGGGACAGGCUGUCCCACGCAUAAAGACCGCUCCUGUUACAUCUGUCACAGGCAGAUGCUGUUUUGCCGGGUCACUCUGGGUAAAUCCUUCCUGCAGUUCAGUGCCAUGAAGAUGGCCCACGCUCCUCCAGGACACCAUUCCGUCAUCGGCCGACCCAGUGUCAACGGGUUAGCCUACGCCGAAUACGUCAUCUACCGAGGCGAACAGGCCUACCCAGAGUACCUCAUCACAUACCAGAUCAUCAAGCCAGACAGCACACCUCCAUCACCAGCAGCUGCGGAGCAGAAGUCCUAGUCCACAUGAAACGCUCAGACUGUUAGGAAUCACAUCCACUCACCCAUAAACCUCUGCGCUGCCUCUUUAAUUUGCAGUUAGGCUCCAUUUAUGUCACCUUGAGUGUUUACAAGAAUGAGUUGCCUUGGCUGGCCGUUUCCUGGCCUUCCUUUUCAGGUCAAGGGUGAGGAUAUUGGCCAUAAUGCUGUUUCGGGGCUAAACGGAAGGACUCGCCUGCUCCAUGAAAGACAACAAGUGACCUCUUCCCCAUCAUUCUAUUCAGUUUACCAGUUUCAAGCAUUAACUUCCUUUCUUUGAAUGGUUUUACUUUUACUGUGAUUAAUUACCUUUAUUUUAUUUUCAUCCGUUUGAGUCAUAAUAAUGGAGCACGUCUCAAAGGGACCUGACAUCUCAGCACUCCUGCUUUCCACUAUUGAAGACCCUGAAAAUCUCAUUGAUGUGGUUUUUCUUUUUCUUUAUGCAUUUAAAAAAAAUAGCCUUAGAGGGGUUUUAAAGCAAAAAGAUUGUUGAUGCAGAGAUCAGAACUAUUCAAAAGACCUUUGACCACAAAAUAGCAAAAAUUGUAUGCUUUUAUUCCUUCUAUUUGUUUUUUUUUUUAACAUAUCUUUGCACGGGAAUACUAGUCAGAAUGUCCCAUUCCAUUGCCAUUGCCUAAUCGGAAAAUGCAUCUUUUAAAGAAUUUGCACUUUUAAGCAGGUCUUAAGUUUUUCAGAAUAAUUUUAAAGACAUAGGUAAAAAAAUACAAUGUCCAGUAAUGUACAGGUUGUGUAAUGGACAAUGCCUUUGUAUAGCUUUUAAUGUUUACCAAUGCAGAGUGGUUUUUAUUAGUACUGUAAAGGAAGUGGGAAUUUUUGUUUUCAGAUCUUUCCUUCUAUAUUUUCGGACGACCGAGUGACUUCGCUUUGGAAGUCGCUACUUUUGCCUCCGAUAUGUUUUAAAUCACAACCACAAGAACUCCUCAGUCUUGUUCAUUCCAGUCCUGUUUCUCUGACGUCAGAGAAACUCCUCUUUUUACGAGGGUCUCCGUAACGCUUUUCCUGUUACACACUACUGAUAUCUGCUGACUCGCAUUCAUGUUACAGAAUGAAAUGAAGGACGUGGCUCUACCUCUGAAAGUCUCAUGGUUUGGUUGCUUGGCUCAGGUGUAGUUUGUGGUUCUGCACUUGUGUACUGGAGGUCAUCUGCCUUACUCCAGGUUUUUGUGUUCAAACCAGAGAGAAAGAGAGCAGACCUUUCUUCUUCUCUUAGUAGUAUGAGCACAGACAUGCCCACUGCUCCCACCGAGCCGAAAUUUAGGAGACCAACUCCUGAACUAUUUCUCAGUUCUUUGAGCUGUAUUUUUACUUCAUUUCCAUGUUCCUGUGAACUUUAAUCAGAAAAGGCUUGUCUACCAUAAGCCAUCUUCGGACUAAUCAAACACUUUUCAAUCAUGUAAUAAUGUCUUAAUAAAGUACAUGUCAUAAAUAA